This is a messenger RNA of Thamnophis elegans (Western terrestrial garter snake), 1083 nucleotides long. It is a transcript of the gene PAX1, whose product is annotated as paired box 1. Lineage: Eukaryota; Metazoa; Chordata; Lepidosauria; Squamata; Natricidae. The record is from RefSeq and is a predicted model, not a curated record. Gene Ontology annotation, biological process: anatomical structure development; regulation of transcription by RNA polymerase II. Gene Ontology annotation, molecular function: RNA polymerase II cis-regulatory region sequence-specific DNA binding; DNA-binding transcription factor activity, RNA polymerase II-specific.
AUGGAGCAAACCUACGGCGAAGUGAACCAACUCGGCGGCGUCUUUGUCAACGGGAGGCCGCUGCCCAACGCCAUCCGCCUGCGGAUCGUGGAGCUGGCCCAGCUCGGCAUCCGACCCUGCGACAUCAGCCGGCAGCUGCGGGUGUCUCACGGCUGCGUGAGCAAGAUUUUAGCCCGGUACAACGAGACCGGCUCCAUCCUGCCCGGCGCCAUCGGCGGGAGCAAACCCCGCGUCACCACCCCCAACGUGGUGAAGCACAUCCGAGACUACAAGCAGGGCGACCCGGGGAUCUUCGCCUGGGAGAUUCGGGACCGCUUGCUCGCCGACGGCGUCUGCGACAAGUACAACGUGCCUUCGGUGAGCUCCAUUAGCCGGAUCCUGAGGAACAAGAUCGGCAGCCUUUCGCAGCCCGGCGCGCCCUACGACGCGAGUGGUGGCAGCGGCGGCGGCAGCAGCAAACAAUCUGCCCCGCAGCCGGCCUUACCCUACAACCACAUCUACCAGUACCCUUACCCCAGCGCCGUCUCAGCCUCCGGCACUAAGAUGGGCAGCCACGCCGGAGGAGCUCCCGUCUCCGCGGCCCACGUCAACCUCCCCCGCUCCUGGCCUUCCGCGCACUCGGUCAGCAACAUCCUAGGCAUCCGCACCUUCAUGGAGCAAAGCGGUGUUCUAGCUGGGACAGAUGGUUCUGCCUAUCCUCCCAAACUCGAAGGACUGGCAAGUGUGAAUAGAACCACCUCCUCUGCCGGGCAUGGGGUCAAUGCACUUGACAAAUCAGCAGCAGAAGCAGACAUUAAAUAUCCCCAGCCCCCUCCUGGGCUCUCGGCUGUGAGUCCUUUCCUGUCCCCUUGUGCAUAUCCAUCAUCAAACACUGGCGUUUAUGGAGGGCCCGGAGGAAGCUACCUAAGUCCAUCUCAUCACCACUGGCCGACCCAAGGUAACCCCUUGGCUCAUCACCACGGGCCUGGAGUAGCUGUUCAUGGUACAGAACUGGCUUCCACUGUGGCUUUCAACAUCUCUCCAGAGAAGAUUACAGAUUCCAAGAACCCUCACACCAUAAAAGAGCUUCUAGUGCUGAUUUAG